UGGAGAUGGUUGAGGUGAAACAGGGGGAGGAGUCUGUCCAGCUGUCCUUUCAGAUCACAGAAGAAAAAGAUAUUCCUCUGGACGUCAAAGUGGAGUGGAGACAUCAAAACACGAUGGUCCAUGUGUAUAAGAAUGGUGGUAAUCAGUCUCUAUUAAAGGACCAGAAUCACAGAGACCGCACAGAGAUGAAUGAAGACCCUCUGAGAAUUAAAGACUUCAGUCUGAAACUGAAAGACCCCCAACUUAGUGAUCGUGGAAUCUACACCUGCACUGUCUAUGACAGAAAUGCAGACAUCCUGCUACAGAAAGUAGUGACUCUUAGUGUCAGAGUUCCCGAGGUGGUGGAAGUAGUUAAAGGGAUGCAGUCUGUCAUUCUGCCAUUUACAACUGAAGUCCUGAAGCUUCAGGAUGUCACCGUGGAAUGGAAACACGAAGACAAGAAAGUCCACGUGCGUCAGAAUGGCCAAAACCAGUCUCACGAUCAGGAGGUGAAUCAAGAGCCACUGACAAAUGGAAACCUGCAACACACUGAUGAUGGUACCUACACCUGCACUGUCUACAGUGAGGGUGAAGAAAUCCUGCUACAGAAAGUCGUGUCGAUCACAGUCAGAGUGUACCCGGUGGAAAUGGUGAAUGCGACACAAGGAGAGAAGUCUAUCCUGCUGCCUUUUAAAGUCACAGAUCACCUUCCUCAGGAUGUCAAAGUUGAGUGGAGACUCAUUAGCCCUGAAGACCGGAUGGUCUACGUGUAUGAAAGGAGUAAAAAUGAGUCUCCUUCACGGGACCAUGUAUACAGAGGUCGUGCAGAGAUGACUGAAGAUCCACUGACAACUAAAGACCUCAGUCUGACCCUGAAAGACCUCCACCUCACUGACAGUGGAGUCUACACCUGCACCGUCUACAACAAGGAUGGACACAUGCUGCUACAGAGAGUAGUGACUCUCAGUGUCAGAGACUAUCCACUGGAGAUGGUGGAAGUGACACAGGGAGAGGCGUCUGUCCUGCUGCCCUUUAAAAUCACAGACCUCCUUCAGGACAUCAAAGUAGAGUGGAAACAUCAAAAUAUCAUCGUCCAUGUGUAUCAGAAUAGCCAAAACCAGUCUCUCUUAAUGGACGAGGAUUAUAAAGGCCGCACAGAGAUGAAUGAAGAGCCUCUGAAAAAUAAAGACCUCAGUCUGACCCUUAAAGGCCUCCAACUUAGUGACCGUGGUGGCUACACCUGCACCGUCUACAACAAAGAUGGCAGCAUCCUGCUACAGAAAGUAGUGACACUCAGUGUCAGAGGAUACCAGACAGAGAUGGUGGAGGUGAUGGAGGGAGAGGGGUCUGUCCUGCUGCCUUUUAAAAUCACAGGUGACCUUCCACGUGACAUCAAAGCAGAGUGGAGACUCACUCACCCUGAAGAAAAGAUGGUCCAUGUGUAUGAGAGUGGAAACAACCUCUCAGAUGAAGACGACCAGGAGCAGGUUUACAGUAGCCGCACAGAGAUGAAUGAAGAUCCUGUGACUACUAAAGACCUCAGUCUGACCCUGAAAGACCUCCACCUAACUGACAGUGGAGUCUACACCUGCACCGUCUACAACAAGUAUGGAUACAAGCUGCUACAGAAAUCAGUGACUCUCAGUGUCAGAGAUAGAAAGUCUGACGUUAAGGUUGAAUAUGGGGGACACAUCUGACACAGGAGAAAAAACAAGUAACCAGAGGAAUCCACCAUUGAUCGAGCUUCCUCUGAGUCGUGCCCUCUUCCUGCCUCCUUCUCUCUGUUCCUCUUGUUUUUCAUCUGUUGUUAAAGUUGGUGUGAAUUGUUCAGUGUGGAGGUGACGGACAUGAUGUGAAUAUUACAGUAUUACACUAAAAAUCCUUCCUAAAAGUAUGAUGUAAAUAAACAAACUCGAGUGCAUGUGUAACACAAUAAGAUGGAGCAUAAGUAGAAGACACUAUGGGUCACCACGUGCUGUUUGUAUGUGUGCGUUUUUGUUACAAAACACAUUUAAAAAUGUCUGCAGCUCCUGAAGACUACUAAAGAUACAUCUCCAUGACAACAGCGUGUCCAACACUGCAGCUCUCCUCUGAUAAACCCUGAGCUCCACCUGAGUCUCCAUCCUGAGGACCUCCUUCAGCCUCCUCAUGUCGAUCCGAACUAAAACAAACACAUCAGUGAACCCUGAGCUGGAUUCAUUUAUUAGAAGCAGCUGACCCAACAUAAUACUAACAUAAAUGAUGCUAAAGUAAUCCUGUAACAGACAUUACUGCUGCAGGCUGAUUAUACAGAACCUCAAACACACUCUGAGCUGAUCUAUUUAAAAUUAUGAAAACUUCUUGUGGGUCAAAGGUCAAAGCUGCUGACUGUCAGGAACCAUCAGGGUUUCAGAGAAGAUCAGCUUUUAAUAAACAGCAGAGAAGAAAAUUAUGCUCAUGCAUGUACUUGUUUAUAUCUGUGUGCUGAAGCCUGUGGUCUGAGUGUGUUGUUCCUAUCAGUGUGACAUGAACUGUAAUCUGAAUGUGUUGUAAUGGUUCAGUCGAACAAACUUACUGCACAUAUUUAUGUAUUUAUAUAUUUUAGUAUCAAAGUGUUGAACUGUGAGGUAAAAUGAAAACUUUAACAUCAGUCCUCCUCUGUGUAAAGCUGACCUGGAAGGAUAGUUGACAUGUUUCUAUAAAUGACUCUGUGAUUGUUGCUGUUGUGAUGUUUGGUUGUUUGACUCUCUGCAAACACAAAGACAACCUGUUUGUGUAGAUCAGUGUAUCAGAUUUCCACAACAAUGCGUUAUUAGAAAUAAGAUGAUUAGAGUUACCUCACUGUGAGGAUUUAAUCAAAGACAUGAUGACUCUG
Molecule: messenger RNA, 2833 nt
Organism: Oreochromis aureus
Lineage: Eukaryota; Metazoa; Chordata; Actinopteri; Cichliformes; Cichlidae
Exons: 7
Coding region: 6-1676 (556 amino acids)
Biological process (GO): T cell costimulation; negative regulation of T cell proliferation; cellular response to lipopolysaccharide
Cellular component (GO): external side of plasma membrane
Source: RefSeq, a predicted model, not a curated record